AAUCUAAUGAAACUCCUCCACAGAUUUGGACAGCCCAGAAGGCAUUGCCAUCGACCACCUGGGACGCACUUUCUUCUGGACGGACUCUGUGAAGGAUCGUAUCGAGGUGGCCUCUUUGGACGGGUCUAAACGCCGAGUCAUCAUAGACACUGAUCUCGUCAACCCACGAGCCAUCAUCACCGACCCCCCCAAUGGAAACCUUUACUGGAGCGACUGGAACCGAGACGCUCCAAAGAUCGAGACGUCCUACAUGGAUGGGUCCAACAGAAGGGUUUUGGUGAAAGACGACCUGGGCCUCCCAAACGGGCUCACGUUGGACUCCCAGAGCUCUCUGCUGUGCUGGGCCGACGCAGGCACACACAAGAUGGAGUGCAUGAAUCCAGGCCGGGGCGAUCGCAGACAGGUGCUGGAGGGGGUCCAGUACCCGUUUGGAAUCACGUCUUUCGGGAAGAACAUCUACUACACGGACUGGAGGAGGGAUGCUGUGGUCGUGGUGGAUCUGAACUUAGGCAGAGAAUUAGACGACUUCCAGCCUCAGAAACGGACCAAACUGUAUGGCAUCACCACGGCGUACGCCACGUGUCCUUCAG
Messenger RNA from Labrus bergylta (ballan wrasse), 590 nucleotides. Lineage: Eukaryota; Metazoa; Chordata; Actinopteri; Labriformes; Labridae. The record is from RefSeq and is a predicted model, not a curated record.